AUGAGUGGUAAGUGUGAAAUUAAGAUUUCAUUUUGUCAUGUUUUUUGUUUUUUUACAGAUGAUGUUACAGAAUUUCUUGUCUGACUUUUUCAGAUAAAGUUAGACGACUCAAUCGGGGUUGAAACGGUGUGGCACUGAAUGACAUUUCUCCCUCCUUAUUGUCUUGUCAGUCACACUUAUUUUUGGUAUUGUAAACUCCGGUCAAAUAAUUUAGCAAAUAUUCAUAUAGCCAAGUAGUCUAAGGGGUGCUUUUUUAUUUUGUUAUGUUGACACUGCUCUGGAAAAAAGUUGUUCUUGACUACAUGAUAUAGUAGCCUGCAUGGGCAAAAGAGAGAGAUGACAGGAAAAGAUUCCACAGAUGUGUCUCGACUUGUCUGUUUGUUUGCCUAUAUAAUACAGGUGCGCGAUGGGGUCAGGGUUAUGGAGCACAUAUCCCCCCAUUGUCGGUAAAUAGUUAACUUAAAAAUAUACACUAUGUUGCUUUAGCAGCAUAUGGGCAAUUCCAUGGUAACUGAAUUAUGCUUUGACUCAGUUUUUUCACUUUAAAAUGUAUCUCAAACGAAAACCAUUGACUUCAAAGUUUAACAAACCAUACAACUCUAUGCACAAGGACUACUUUUAACAAUUUCCACUGAACAUUUUACAAAAACUAAUUUAGUGGAAGAACUGUGCAGAUGCAAACUUUGGUAAUGGAAUUAUGGUAAAAUCUUCAUCAGGUUUUUAUGAGACCAGGUUUAACAAAAAUUAUAUUAAAUAUCUGCUCCGAAUUAAGAUCCAAAGAGUUCUGCAGAAAGAAUGGGGUGUCAGCUAUGACAUGUCACCUUGAGUUGGAAAAAAUCUAUUUUGGUUAUUGAACUACAGUAAGUGAAGUGGAAUUACACCCGGGAACGGAAUUACAGUAAACGGAAUGACAUGUACUACUAAACUUGUUUGUUUGACUUUUUGAGAGCUUUUUUCUCUCCCUCCAUCUUCUUGUGGAGAGUCUCAAUUGAACAUGUUUUUUCUUAGUCCAGGGAGUUGGUACAACUGCUCCUCAGUAGUUGAGGAGGUAUUUUUCUGCUAUCACAGUAGGUUUUUAAGUGUAAGAUAUGAAUCACAACAGUGUUUGCAUUCUUGAGCUCUGAGACAGAUUGAAUGUCCUCCCUAUCAUUGUUUAUGACCUACCAACCAACAUUGUGCACCACCAGGAGAAACUUGAGUAAAUCAUUGGUGCAGAUAAUGCACCAUCAAAUGUGUUCAUAGUACUGGAGGUUAAUCCUACUGCCUGGUAUAUGUUAAAUGCCAAAUAAUCCCCUCCAGUUUUCCUUGGAGCACAGCCAGAAAAGCACCUCCUUCUGCUCCUUCUCACAAUGCAGCAGACAAUGGCCAUAAACUGUAUUAUCAACAUAGUUUGAGCCUGUUCUCUUUAUAACACAGAGUAAUUUUGGCUCCUCUUUCAAACCAGUCCUGUAUUAACUUGCUUCCUCUGGACCAGGCAUCACAGUAUGGGUGAAGGAUUAUGACACGGGACAGGAAGAGGGGCGGCCGGUGUCCCCGUUCUCUGAGGAGUGCUGUGAGGAACUGUGGGACCGGGUGGAGGGGGUGAGGCAAAAGCUGACCCGCAUCCUGAACCCGGCCAAGCUCACCCCCUACCUGAGGCAGUGCAAGGUCAUCGACGAGCAGGAUGAGGAUGAGGUCCUCAACUCCACCCAGUACCCACUACGUAUCAGCAAGGCUGGUGAGAGAGAGGAAGGAGAGGGAAUGGGUGGGAGUGAAAAAGAGAGGGAGAAUGAGAGAAAAUGAUGGAAGGGAAUGAGAAGAGUGUAAAAGGUAAGUGAAAGGAGGCAGGGAGAGAGGGGGUAGGUCGGAGAGAAUGAGGUAAGUAGGGGUUUGUGCCGUGUGAGAAAAAGAUGGUUAGGAAGGAUAGCGAGAGGGGAGUGAGAGACAGAGGGAGGGGAGACGGGUAUGAGUAACGAGGCAGGAGAUCAAGAUGAAAGGAAUGAGGGGGUGGCCACUAGCUAAGUAAAGGAGAGGGAGAGAUAAAGGAGGAGGUAGACAGAUGGGGAGGGAAAAAAGAUGGGGAGAGAGAGAAACAGAAAGAUGAGGUUAGAGAGGAAAAGACGACAAAGGGAGUACCUGGAACAUGAGCAGCUUUCACACUUGUGUCAGUACAGUACUUACAGUAUCUCCAUCUUCAGGAUGUAUUGUCGUCUUCCUCUUAUAAACUUUAAUGAUGUUAUAACUGUUUAUCAGGCCGUUUGAUUGACAUCCUGCAUGGGCGGGGCCAGCGUGGCCUGCAGGCCUUCAUGGAGUCUUUGGAGUUCUACCACCCAGAGCAAUACACCCAGCUCACUGGAAAACAGCCCACCCAGCGCUGCUCCAUCAUCCUGGGUAAGGAUAUGUCCCCAUAUGUCCCCCUUCUUUGACCAGUGUUCCCCCAUCCCCCAUUUACCUCCACUGCUGUGUUCCCCCCAGAUGAGGAAGGUCCAGAGGGCCUGACUCAGUUCCUGCUGCUGGAGGUGCGUAAGCUGAGGGAGCAGCUGCGGGGGAGCCGUGUGUGUGAGCGCCGCCUGUCCCAGCGUUGCCGUGUGGCCGAGGAGGAGCGCAGCCGGGCUGAACGCAAGACAUUGGACCUACGACACGACCGGCUGCAGAUGGAGAGGUACACCACACGGGACCACACAUACAGGGCUUAAAGCACUGUGAGACAAAUGACACGAUGAGAAGCACUAAACAAACAGAGUUUGAUUCAUUGAACUUCACAGGUAAAACCACACAAACAUCUGGUUGUUAUCUACAGUGCCAAACAAUGUGCAGUUUUUUUUUCUCUUCACACAUUUUAUUGUUGAGCGAAGCAGAAUAGCAACUGUUACCUAAAGUGAAUGACGGUAUUCAGAACUUGAAACAUCUAGAAUGAUAUACAUAAACUACAUUAAUGAUGAGCCGUGGUCCAUGGCUGUCAUACAUUUUUUAAUAUGGAUGUACAGUUUCUAUGUCCAGUGUACUGAGAGCUCGCUGAAUGUGUGUCUCACAUACAGGCUGCGUCAGGACUGGGAGGCAGGCAGCAGGGAGCUGGGCCGGCUGAACGACAGGCACCUGGAACAGGCUAUGAAAUACUCUUGUGCCCUGGAGGAUCAGGCCAAGGCCUCCGCACGCGAGAGAGAGCUACUGGAACAGGUAUAGAGAGGAGAGGGGGCCAAGCGGGUCUGUUGGGUUGUUGAAGGAGAGGAAGGGUGACUGGGACAGAAGAAAGCAGCUGGCGAAAGAUAAAAGGAUGGAUGGAGGGUAUCAGCUUUUUAUUAAGAGCUGUUGGGACAUGCCUUUAUAGGAAGCCUUUUCCCUGGUAGGAUUCCCUUGUAAUAUUCCUACUCAACAUUUUCUACAGGUGGAGCAGCUGAAGACCAGACUGAUGGAGGCAGAGAAAGAGACUGACAGUAGCCCUGCCUCUACGACGCCAUUCAGAAGGAACAGUAGUGUCCUCCACUGCACGAACGGCGCCCCCGCUGUUCCCGAGAAGAGGGAGAAGCCACUACAGCACAUUGACAUUCAGAAGGCAGGUCACAUUGAAACACAGGUGAGAGCCGCCAGUCAGAGUGAAUCUAAUUCACCAUCUGAGUUUGUGAUGUUUUCCCGCUCUGACUGUGCUGCUCUAACUCUUGUGUUGUUCCGUUUUGACCUCAGGCUCUGUUGGACAUCCUGAAGCAGGACCGCAGGGAGGCAACAGAGCAGAGACACGAGCUGUGUGGCGACAUCGCCAGACUACAGGGAGAGCUGGAGAGCUCAGAGGAUUUCAGGGACAAGGUGAGAGCAGCAAACAAGCCUAUUCACGCCAUUCUGGCCCAUCUCCAUGUGUGAUUCACUCUCAGGAGUCACUGAGCUGGUGACAGUUUUUCAAGUUGUCUUUGUUAAGGUUUCAUACAGUGUUAAAACAUGCUUCUUGUAUAUCAACACAAUUGUAUUAUUCUGUCUUUGAUGGUGUGUUGUGUUGUGUUGUGUAGCUGGAGUCUCAGUGUGAGCAGCUGCAGCUGAAGGUGAGGACUCUCCAGCUGGAUUGGGAGACGGAACAGAAAAGGAGCAUUUCCUACUUCAACCAGAUUAUGGAGCUGGAAAAGGAGAGGGACCAGGUCAGUAGGUCUGAGUAGGGAUAUGGGUUAGAAUCAAUGUAUGGUAAUGUGUUUGUUUCUGUUGGUUACAGUAAUGGUUAAAGUGGUUUAAAUAGUUCAUGGCUGUUUGGACACUGAAUGCACAUGCACAGAGGAAUGUUGAGGUCGGAGUGUUGAGUUUGAGGCCUUUUUGCUGGAUAAUAUAAGGCCUUUCUUUGCAUGUUUGCCCCAUGCCAUUACUCACCGUAAUACAUCAUUUUUUAUCUAGUCAUGCAGGUGUUUCAACUACUCAGUAUCUCCUCCACUCAGUGUCUGUCUCCUCAUAACUCACCUCUCUGGCACGUUCUCUCCUCCUCCCUCUGAUACUGUUAUCCUUCAGGCUCUGCGCAGUCGAGACAGCCUGCAGUUGGAAUAUACUGACUGCCUAUUGGACAAGAACCGCCUGCGUAAACGCAUCGCAGAGCUUCAGGCCAAUCUAGAGCAGCAGCAGAGAGAGCUGGAGAAAGAGAAGGACAGGAGCAGGGAGCAGAGUUCCCCCUGUAUGCACUGUGUGAGUCUCAGCUAUGCACACACAUACAGUUGAAGUCGGAAGUUUACAUACACUUAGGUUGGAGUCAUUAAAACUCGUUUUUCAACCACUCCACAAAUUUCUUGUUAACAAACUAUAGUUUUGGCAAGUCGGUUAGGACAUCUACUUUGUGCAUGACACAAGUAAUUUUUCCAACAAUUGUUUACAGACAGAUUAUUUAACUUAUAAUUCACUGUAUCACAAUUCCAGUAGGUCAGUUGACUGUGCCUUCAAACAGCUUGGAAAAUUCCAGAAAAUGAUGUCAUGGCUUUAGAAGCUUCUGAUAGGCUAAUUGACAUCAUUUGAGUCAAUUGGAGGUGUACCUGUGGAUGUAUUUCAAGGCCUACCUUCAAACUCAGUGCCUCUUUGCUUGACAUCAUGGGAAAAUCAAAAGAAAUCAGCUCUCAGAAAAGAAAUGGUAGACCUCCACAAGUCUGGUUCAUCCUUGGGAGCAAUUUCCAAACGCCUGAAGGUACCACGUUCAUCUGUACAAACAAUAGUAUGCAAGUAUAAACAGUAUGCAAGUAUAAACACCAUGGGACCACGCAGCCGUCAUACCGCUCAGGAAGGAGACACAUUCUGUCUCCUAGAGAUGAACGUACUUUGGUGCGAAAAGUGCAAAUCAAUCCCAGAACAACAGCAAAGGACCUUGUGAAGAUGCUGGAGGAAACAGGUACAAAAGUAUCUAUAUCCACAGUAAAACGAGUCCUAUAUCGACAUAACCUGAAAGGCCGCUCAGCAAGGAAGAAGCCACUGCUCCAAAACCGCCAUAAAAAAGCCAGACUACGGUUUGCAACUGCACAUGGGGACAAAGAUUGUACUUUUUGGAGAAAUGUCCUCUGGUCUGAUGAAACAAAAAUAUAACUGUUGGGCCAUAAUGACCAUCGUUAUGUUUGGAGGAAAAAGGGGAUGGCUUGCAAGCUGAAGAACACCAUCCCAACCGUGAAGUACGGGGGUGGCAGCAUCAUGCUGUGCGGGUGCUUUGCUGCAGGAGGGACUGGUGCACUUCACAAAAUAGAUGGCAUCAUCAGGAAGGAAAAUUAUGUGGAUAUAUUGAAGCAACAUCUCAAGACAUCAGUCAGGAAGUUAAAGCUUGGUCGCAAAUGGGUCUUCCAAAUGGACAAUGACCCCAAGCAUACUUCCAAAGUUGUGGCAAAAUGGCUUAAGGACAACAAAGUCAAGGUAUUGGAGAGGCCAUCACAAAGCCCUGACCUCAAUCCUUUAGAAAAUGUGUGGGCAGAUCUGAAAAAGCGUGUGCGAGCAAAGAGGCCUACAAACCUGAUUCAGUUACACCAGCUCUGUCAGGAGGAAUGGGCCAAAAUUCACCCAACUUAUUGUGGGAAGCUUGUGGAAGGCUACCCGAAACGUUUGACCCAAGUUAAACAAUUUAAAGGCAAUGCUACCAAAUACUAAUUGAGUGUAUGUAAACUUCUGACCCACUGGGAAUUUGAUGAAAUAAAUAAAAGCUGAAAUAAAUCACUCUCUACUAUUAUUUUGACAUUUCACAUUCUUAAAAUAAAGUGGUGAUCCCAACUGACCUAAGACAGGGAAUUUCUACUAGGAUUAAAUGUCAGGAAUUGUGAAAAACUGAGUUUAAAUGUAUUUGGCUAAGGUGUAUGUAAACUUCCGACUUCAACUGUACUGUGUACACACUUUUGAUUAUACUUGUGCAACACAAGUGUGUUUUCCCUAUUCUGUCAGACAUACAGUUUCACACACUCACAAAAACGGAUAAUCAAAUUACAGUGUGGACCUGUUAGCCUUCUUCUAUACUCUUCCAAUUGUCUCUCUGUCCCUCUCCUAGUCUCACCUGUCUCUGUGCAGCGAGGACCAGUGCUACGGGCCCUGCUGCUCCCUAGACCUCAGCCCUCUGCCCAACUGCACUCACCAGCUGCUCUGCAAGGUCAGAGUUCAUCUCCAUCUUAUCAUCUUCAUUGGCCAGCAGCUAGAAUAUUAGCAACAUUAUACUGUUACCAUCAACAGCAGCCUCAACAUUUAUCUCUUCAUUAUCAUAUAAUAAAUAGUCAUUGAGGGCUGUUGCAGUGUUGCUGUCCAACCCGUCUUUUCAUUUUACUCAUUCACAGAGUUGUAAUUAAGUAGAUACCAUUGAGCUGAUCCCGUAACAAUAAUUGUACUUGUUAUGAUUAUUCAUGGUCUACUUAUGGAGAACUAUGUGGGGAAUAUUAUUUUUAGACCAGGGUGAAGCAACUCCUGUGUGCUAAUUAGGUCUCAUUGUUGUUUUGCAUAGAGUUAGAGAUAUGAUGUUGCCAGAGAUGAAUUUGUGUAACUGUCAGCAUGCUGGUACCUGUAGGAUAUCUUUCAGUGAACAGAUGUCUGUUUUCAUUUCUGUGUCACAGUCUCCCUCUACAGGCCAAACCCAUGACCACUCCAAAGGUAAGCCUAUAUUUCAAUUGAGAUGAAUGCAGUGUUUCCCAACCAGGGGUACUUGGCCUAUCCACAGGGGGUACUUGAGAAGACUGAUGAGACCAUAGGCUUACUGGUAAAAUGCACACGAGGGGGUACUUCAAGGGUACUCUGGGCAGAGCAAAAUGUACUUGGUGGUACAGUAACCAAAAAAGGUUGGGAACCACUGGAUUAGGGGGUUGGGGUUUGUAAGGAUAGCAUUGUAGAAAAGAGCAUUCCUGAGUUAAUCCCUCUUUUUGGAUAAAUUCAGUUUUCAUGUUUGCUUAAUUUAUUCUACGUUUACAGCACUGUAACUGAUUAAGGAUAAACCUUGUAUUUGAACUACUGUUUGAAUAAGACAUAGUAGAAAUAGGCAUGGCCAAAACAAAUGUCUUUUUUUGACAACUUUGAUGAGAGAGGAUAGGCUUAGACUUCUAAAUACCAAAUUUUGUCUGCAGGUUCCUGCUCAAACUCAGAAGAGAAUCUCUUGACACCAGUGAGUUGUUACAUUACUCCACAACACCUUGUGACAUGCCGACAUAUCAAAGCAUCAUGUCUCAUCUAGCGUUCAUCUAUAUUAUAUGAACAAAUGUGUUUUUCUCACUGAACAGUGUAGCUGUUAAUAUACACAGUAUAUGUCGAUUGUUGAAUAAUCAAUCAACUUUUUCAACUUGUCAAGGAGGCAAUGAAUAGGUUUAAAUUAUGGGCCUGCAUCGACACUUUAGUCAUUCUCUAUUUCACUCUUUGUUUGUGUCCUGUGUGUUUUACAGACAGUGGACAGUGAGAAGGAUGUUAACAGGCUCUCCAUAUUCCCCUUCCCUCCCUGUAUGAACUCCAUCAACCGCAGGGUCAACAUAGAGUAUGUCAUACCCAUAGAAUAAGGAAUUAAAAUUAUUACAGUGGCUUGCGAAAGUAUUCACCCCCCUUGGCAUUUUUCCUAUUUCGUUGCCUUACAACCUGGAAUUAAAAUGGAUUUGGGGGGGGGGGGGGGGGGGGGGGGGGGGGGUUUGUAUCAUUUGAUUUACACAACAUGCCUACCUCUUUGAAGAUGCAAAAUAAUUUUUGGGGUGAUACAAACAAGAAAUAAGACAACAAAAAAGAACUUGAGCGUGCAUAACUAUUCACCCCCCCAAAGUCAAUACUUUGUAGAGCCACCUUUUGCAGCAAUUACAGCUGCAAGUCUCUUGGGGUAUGUCUCUAUAAGUUUGGCACAUCUAGCCACUGGGAUUUCUGCCCAUUCUUCAAGGCAAAACUGCUCCAGCUCCUUCAAGUUGGAUGGGUUCCGCUGGUGUACAGCAAUCUUUAAGUCAUACCACAGAUUCUCAAUUGGAUUGAGGUCUGGGCUUUGACUAGGCCAUUCCAAGACAUUUAAAUGUUUCCCCUUAAACCACUCAAGUGUUGCUUUAGCAGUAUGCUUAGGGUCAUUGUCCUGCUGGAAGGUGAACCUCCGUCCCGGUCUCAAAUCUCUGGAAGACUGAAACAGGUUUCCCUCAAGAAUUUCCUUGUAUUUAGCGCCAUCCAUCAUUCCUUCAAUUCUGACCAGUUUCCCAGUCCCUGCCAAUGAAAAACAUCCCCACAGCAUAAUGCUGCCACCUCCAUGCUUCACUGUGGGGAUGGUGUUCUCGGGGUGAUUAGAGGUGUUGGGUUUGCACCAGACAUAGCGUUUUCCUUGAUGGCCAAAAAGCUAAAUUUUAGUUUAAUCUGACCAGAGUACCUUCUUCCGUAUGUUUGGGGAGUCUCCCACAUGGCUUUUGGUGAACACCAAACGUGUUUGCAUAUUGUUUUCUUUAAGCAAUGGCUUUUUUCUGGCCACUCUUCCGUAAAGCCCAGCUCUGUGGAGUGUACGGCUUAAAGUGGUCCAAUGGACAGAUACUCCAAUCUCCGCUGUGGCGCUUUGCAGCUCCUUUAGGGUUAUCUUUGGUCUCUUUGGUGCCUCUCUGAUUAAUGCCCUCCUUGCCUGGUCCGUGAGUUUUGGUGGGCGGCCCUCUCUUGGCAGGUUUGUUGUGGUGCCAUAUUCUUUCCAUUUUUUAAUAAUGGAUUUAAUGGUGCUUCGUGGGAUGUUCAAAGUUUCAGAUAUUUUUUUAUAACCCAACCCUGAUCUGUACUUCUCCACAACUUUGUCCCUGACCUGUUUGGAGAGCUCCUUGGUCUUCAUGGUGCCGCUUGCUUGGAGGUGCCCCUUGCUUAGUGGUGUUGCAGACUCUGGGGCCUUUCAGAACAGGUUUAUACAGUGGGGGAAAAAAGUAUUUAGUCAGCCACCAAUUGUGCAAGUUCUCCCACUUAAAAAGAUGAGAGAGGCCUGUAAUUUUCAUCAUAGGUACACGUCAACUAUGACAGACAAAAUGAGAAAAAAAAAUCCAGAAAAUCACAUUGUAGGAUUUUUAAUGAAUUUAUUUGCAAAUUAUGGUGGAAAAUAAGUAUUUGGUCACCUACAAACAAGCAAGAUUUCUGGCUCUCACAGACCUGUAACUUCUUCUUUAAGAGGCUCCUCUGUCCUCCACUCGUUACCUGUAUUAAUGGCACCUGUUUGAACUUGUUAUCAGUAUAAAAAACACCUGUCCACAACCUCAAACAGUCACACUCCAAACUCCACUAUGGCCAAGACCAAAGAGCUGUCAAAGGACACCAGAAACAAAAUUGUAGACCUGCACCAGACUGGGAAGACUGAAUCUGCAAUAGGUAAGCAGCUUGGUUUGAAGAAAUCAACUGUGGGAGCAAUUAUUAGGAAAUGGAAGACAUACAAGACCACUGAUAAUCUCCCUCGAUCUGGGGCUCCAAGCAAGAUCUCACCCCGUGGGGUCAAAAUGAUCACAAGAACGGUGAGCAAAAAUCCCAGAACCACACGGGGGGACCUAGUGAAUGACCUGCAGAGAGCUGGGACCAAAGUAACAAAGCCUACCAUCAGUAACACACUACGCCGCCAGGAACUCAAAUCCUGCAGUGCCAGACGUGUCCCCCUGCUUAAGCCAGUACAUGUCCAGGCCCGUCUGAAGUUUGCUAGAGUGCAUUUGGAUGAUCCAGAAGAGGAUUGGGAGAAUGUCAUAUGGUCAGAUGAAACCAAAAUAGAACUUUUUGGUAAAAACUCAACUCGUCGUGUUUGGAGGACAAAGAAUGCUGAGUUGCAUCCAAAUAACACCAUACCUACUGUGAAGCAUGGGGGUCGAAACAUCAUGCUUUGGGGCUGUUUUUCUGCAAAGGGACCAGGACGACUGAUCCAUGUAAAGGAAAGAAUGAAUGGGGCCAUGUAUCGUGAGAUUUUGAGUGAAAACCUCCUUCCAUCAGCAAGGACAUUGAAGAUGAAACGUGGCUGGGUCUUUCAGCAUGACAAUGAUCCCAAACACACCGCCCGGGCAACGAAGGAGUGGAUUCGUAAGAAGCAUUUCAAGGUCCUGGAGUGGCCUAGCCAGUCUCCAGAUCUCAACCCCAUAGAAAAUCUUUGGAGGGAGUUGAAAGUCUGUGUUGCCCAGCGACAGCCCCAAAACAUCACUGCUCUAGAGGAGAUCUGCAUGGAGGAAUGGGCCAAAAUACCAGCAACAGUGUGUGAAAACCUUGUGAACUCUUACAGAAAACGUUUGACCUGUAUCAUUGCCAACAAAGGGAAUAUAACAAAGUAUUGAGAAACUUUUGUUAUUGACCAAAUACUUAUUUUCCACCAUAAUUUGCAAAUCAAUUCAUUAAAAAUCCUACAAUGUGAUUUUCUGGAAAAAAAAUUCUCAUUUUGUCUGUCAUAGUUGACGUGUACCUAUGAUGAAAAUUACAGGCCUCUCUCAUCUUUUUAAGUGGGAUAACUUGCACAAUUGGUGGCUGACUAAAUACUUUUUUUCCCCACUGUAUAUACUGAGAUCAUGUGACAGAUCAUGUGACACUUAAAUAAAGUCCACCUGAGUGCAAUCUAACUAUUAUUACUAUAAUUAUGUGACUUCUGAAGGUAAUUGGUUGCACCAGAUCUUAUUUAGGGGCUUCAUAGCAAAGGGGGUGAAUACAUAUGCACGCACCACUUUUCCGUUAUUUAUUUUUUUAGAAUUUUUUGAAACAAGUUAUUGUUUUCAUUUCACUUCACCAAUUUGGACUAUUUUUGUGUAUGUCCAUUACAUGAAAGCCAAAUAAAAAUCCAUUUAAAUUACAGGUUGUAAUGCAACAAAAUAGGAAAAACGCCAAGGGGGAUGAAUACUUUUGCAAGGCACUGUAGUAAUUGAAUAGGAUAUCUAUGGUCAUACCAUUGCAAGUCAACUUUUACAUUAUUCUCUAAUAUAGAAAUAUCACUCUUAAAUCACACGUUAUGCUGUAAAUGCAUUUAAAACUAAAUAAAUGAUGAUGAAAACUCCUCUCUUGUGAUCUUAUCCGUUUACAGGUUUGACCUGGACUCCUGGGGCAGUGAUGAAAAUGAGAACCUCACAGGUUUGGUUCAGUUCAGUACAUCCCCUCCUGUUUGUCUAAGUCUAUAGCUACCUGUAAUACCUGUAACCCCUGCUAAGUAUAGAUAUGUGUAGUGAUGUCUCAUUAUAUUGUGUUUCAGGAGUCCAAAGUGAGGUCUCCCUGUCAAACUCCUGUAGCUCCCUGCAUUCUCACCUCAUCCCCCCUGACCUCGUCAACCUGCCCCCUGUCCCACCCCACAAACCCAACUACAACAGUCUCGGGUAUGUCUCCAUCUCUUUGCUGCCUACAUCAGGGCAGCUAAUCCAACGUAGUGUAGGUACACUUGCUAACCCUUUAUGGUGUGAGAUAUAAUCUAAACUGUAUACUAAGAAGUGUAAUUACCAUCUCUCUUUCCACUUCCUCUUUCAGUUUAGAGCUCCUGUCCCCCUUACCUAGUCCCCCCACUACGCCCAAAAGAGGAAGAGGCAGCCUGGCAGAUGACAUCACCAUCAUUGGGGGCAACUGCACAGGCAUCUUUGUUAGCAGCAUCAGAGCUGGUUCUCCUGCUGAGCAGUGUGGUCUGAAGGAGGGCAGUGAGUUACUGGAGGUGAGAAACAGAGGCAUACAGACAGAUGGACAGGCAAACAGAUUGUAGAAAAACAGCCACACAAGCCUGAGUAUAACUGUCUCUUUCUCCCUGCCCAGCUGGAGAAGGUUAUGUUUGGUGGGGGCAGUGUGCUGCUGGGCCAGUGCACAGGAGAGGUGGCCCACUUCUCUCUGCAGUGGUGGACAGAGCCCUCCUCUCUCAAACAUCAGAACAACACAGAGGGUGAAGUUCUGAGACAGCUUUUACAGUGGUUUUCCUUGACUGAUGUGCUUUUUCAGUACAGUACACCUUUAUAGUGCAUGGCCUUGGCCUUUAUCCAGGUGUCAGACUGUUUAUAAAACAAAAAAAUAUGAAAGAAUAGAGUGUGUGUAACUAACUUCCCACCCCUUUUCCUCUUCUCAGCCUACUCCAAGUUAUGUUCCCUGCUCUCUUCUCCUACCUUCUAUGGCGCUGACUCUUUCUAUGUGCGCGUCAACCUGGACCUGGACCCUCAUAGCGACCUGCCCUGUCUGGGGGUGCGCUGUGAUGACAUAAUACACGUCACUGACACCCGUUACAACGGGAAGUACCAGUGGCGCUGCACCCUGGUGAACCCCCACACAGCCAAGCCCCUGCAGGCGGGGGUCAUGCCCAACUACAACAGGUAAGGGAGAGGUACCAUGCACUGUAAUAAUACCUUUGUGACAGAGUUCAAAUGAACGGGUUAUGUAAUGUAAUAUAUUUUAAUAUGCAUGAGAAGAAGAUUAAACGUUCCAUUAAUCUAUGACAUUUGUGCAAAUGUUUUGCUUUGUUAGACUGCACUCACAGAGUACAUGGGACACGUGGUGAUGAAUGUGUAUCCCCCUAAAUCUUUCUCUCUCUAUCUCAGAGCCCAGCAGCUGUUAUUGGUGAGGUUACGUACCAUAGCCCUGGGGCAGAAGGAUUUCAAGAAGAAAGUAAGUCUCCUCUUGUCCCUACUGUGUGUGAAUCUCUGGUAACCAAGGGUAACCAGACUACUGAUUCCUCACUGUAGGUAUCCAAGAAGGGCUCUGAGCGUGUGCGAUUGGUCAAGGCUGUGUCCCCCAGCUGUCGUGGGAUUGGUUCCACCCCACAGGUCCUUUACACACUCAGCAAUCGUAAGCUCCUCCCAUAUGACUUUAUUGAUCUUUUUUUGUCCUUUGAAGACAAUAGUAAGAUAAAAAUGCAUGAACCUAAAUGUGUAUGUGUGUCUUUGCUCAGGUCACGAGGAGCACCUGAUUCCUUACAGUAUGGUCCAGCCAAUACAGGUCAAGACCAAACGGCCUGUCAUCUUCUCCCCCUCCCUGCUCUCUCGCGGCCUCAUAGAGAGACUGCUUCAGCCAGCAGAGUCUGGACUGGACUUCAACACCUGCCAACCAGGUACACACACACAUAGUUAUUGACAUACUGUCACUACACACUCAAAAUCUCAGAAGCACUAGUUGCAUGCUUGUUGUCCUUCUUGCAUGAUCGGCUGUGUUUAAAAGUAAUUACUUGAUAUGUUGUCUCUCUACCCCUUCUCAUGGAGUGAUGUAUUUCAGAGCCAAUCCAGGCCACAGAGAGAAAUGAUAAGAGUGUUUUCCUGCUAGAUGCUUCCACCCCAGAGCAGGCUCUUGGGAUCAGGCUGCAGUCUAUUCAGGAUGUAAUAAGCCAGGUAUACACUCUUUCAUUCAUUCUCUCUCUCUCUCUCUCUCUCUCUCUCUCUCUCACACACACAAACAAACACUUCCCACUGGGCAAAAACUGGUUGAGUCAAUGUUGCUUCCACGAUAUUUCAAUGAGAAAAUGUUAUGUAAUGACGUUGAAUCAACUUGGGGAAAAUGAUUGGAUUUGAAAAAAUUCAUCAAUGUAAGGGAAUUUCUUUUUUUCACCAAACAUUUAACCUAAAUCCAAUGACAUGGUGACAUUUUUUGUUGAUUUCACGUUGAAUUUACAUUAGUUGACAACUCAACCAAAUAUAAAUCAAAACUAGAUGUUGAAAUGAUGUUUGUGCCCAGUGGAUUACCUCUCCCAUAUCGGUCUCUGUGUCUUGUCUCUCAGGACAAGCACUGUCUGUUGGAGCUGGGCCUGAGCAGUGUGGAGGGCCUUCUGAGGCAGGAAGUCUACCCUAUCGUCAUUAAUAUCCCACCCAAGAACAAAAAACACAAGAAGCUAAAGUAAGUGACUGGCUGUCUGUAUUUGUGUGUGUUUUCAAUACACUUUUAGCAUCAUAAGUUAUUCUAUUUUUGUAGUUUUCUGUUCUCUAAUCCAAUUUAGAAACAGUAGUAAAAAUGUAUGCACACAUGACUGUAAGUCGCUUUGGAUAAAAGCAUCUGCUAAAUGGCAUAUAAUUAUUAUAUUAUUAAAGUCUAUCUAUUUUGGCCCAUUGACAGGAAGUUGCUGACCGGGAGAGGGGAGGAUGGUGUGAUGGAGGAGGUGUGUCAGGCGGACGAGCUGCAGCUAGAGACCCUGCCCCUGCUCUACCACACUUUGGAACCCAACACCUGGAGCUGCACCGACGAUCUGCUGCUUGCCAUACGCAAUGUCAUCCACAGCCAGCAGAAAGCACUGCUGUGGGUUGAGUUGGAAAGGCUCCAAUAG
Coregonus sp. 'balchen' is the source of this 14593-nucleotide messenger RNA. NCBI's taxonomy places the organism in Eukaryota, Metazoa, Chordata, Actinopteri, Salmoniformes, Salmonidae. The record is from the annotation of a GenBank genome assembly.